CUGUUAUGAAAUCUUCGACGGAUGAUACAAAAACACGUGUUCUUUACACUUUAGCUGACAAAGUUUUGAGUAAUUCGGGUAAAUUUAAGAAAGUUUAGGUGGGUAGGUAAAAGAAAGUGAACAGGCGUGAAGCAAGGGUAGUUUUAAGUAAGUCAAUCGGUAGAAUCGGAAAGUUUAUGUGGAUGAUUGAAGGGAAAGUAGUGAAGCAGGAGAGCGGCCAUUUUAUGUUAGUAUGACGUAGAGGCUGGGUGUAGCUUCGCGUUCAACCGUCCGUGUUCUUUGGAAAAGGCGAGAAAAUCUGAAUUCUGAUGCUGGGGUCGAGGUAAAUGCACGUACCACGCACUGAACGUGUGAACCGUAAAUUAAGCCGAAGGAAAGUAAGGAAAUUAGUUAAAUAAGGAAGUACAGCCAUCGUGAAAGAGCGAGCAUGAGCGAAGAAAGCAAUCCGCGAACGCUCUAUGUGGGAAAUCUAGACACUUCGGUGUCGGAGGAACUAUUGUGCGCACUUUUUUCACAAAUAGGUGCAGUUAAAGGAUGCAAGAUUAUACGAGAACCAGGGAACGAUCCAUAUGCAUUCGUCGAAUUUACGAAUCAUCAAUGCGCGGCUACAGCACUAGCCGCCAUGAACAAGCGAUCCUUCCUGAAUAAGGAAAUGAAGGUUAACUGGGCAACGAGCCCUGGAAAUCAGCCGAAGUUGGACACAAGUAAUCAUCAUCACAUAUUUGUCGGCGACCUGUCGCCAGAAAUCGAAACACAAACUUUGAAAGAAGCAUUCGCGCCUUUUGGCGAAAUUAGCAAUUGUAGAAUUGUCCGCGAUCCACAAACCAUGAAAAGUAAAGGAUAUGCUUUUGUAUCAUUUGUCAAAAAGUCUGAAGCUGAAGCAGCGAUAGCAGCUAUGAAUGGUCAGUGGCUUGGAUCUAGAAGCAUCAGAACAAAUUGGUCGACUAGAAAACCGCCACCACCAAGAUCCGAAAGGCCACGACACUCAAAUAAUAGUAAACCUAACUAUGAAGAGGUGUAUAACCAAAGUAGUCCAACUAAUUGCACAGUAUACUGUGGAGGUUUUACAAAUGGCAUUACAGAUGACCUGAUAACCAAAACAUUUUCUCCCUUUGGUACUAUACAAGAUAUAAGAGUAUUUAAGGAUAAAGGAUAUGCAUUCAUAAAAUUUACUACUAAGGAAGCUGCAACACAUGCCAUAGAAUCAACACAUAACACAGAAAUUAAUGGUAGCAUUGUUAAAUGUUUCUGGGGAAAAGAAAAUGGAGAUCCUAAUAGUGUGGGCCCAAAUGCAAAUCACCAAGCUCAACAGGUUACAGCUGGGGCUGGACAAUAUGCAUAUGGAUAUGGCCAGCAAAUGAGUUACUGGUAUCCUCAAGGAUAUCCACAAAUGCAAGGUCAAUUUUUACAGCCUGCUCAGUACUAUGGUCAAUAUUAUGGACAACAGGCUCAAUAUAUGAAUAGCAUGCGAAUGCCAGCUCCUGGUGCAGGUACAUGGCAACCAGCACAAGCGACCGCUGCACCGCCGACUGCAACUGCACCAUUGCCACCAGGUCAGCAACCUGCAAUGGUAACAUAUACCAUGCCACAAUACCCCACGCAAUGAAACUGAUCAUUGAUCAACAUCAACUAAUUGUUACAUAUGAUACAUUUGCCCUUGGGGCGUUUGCAAAAUCUGUUCUGUCAUAUACCUAUUCCAACAAGUUUAUUGGUAUUUUGACUGCAGCAUCAUAUGUACAAAUUUUCCAGAUGUACUUCGUUUGAAGUAUUAUACAAAAAGAAGUUCUUAAAUUUGGUUGUAUCAAUAUCAAUUGGUAUUAUAUUUCAAAAGACUUUCUCAAAAGUUCAAAGUGAUAUAUACAUUGAUUAUAUACACUGAGAUAUUUAAAUAUACAUCUUUCUUAUAUGUUUUCCUUGCCAAACAAUAGAAACGUGUACCAUUGUAACGAAUGCAAAUGUAUCUUGCAAUUUUCAUUGAAAAAGAAAAUAUCAUAGCAGUCAAUCCAUCAGUGUAAUAUAACAAUUUUUUCAAGACGAUUUUUACGGUGUUGAAUGAGGUAUAUUUCUGAACUUAAAAUUGCAGCCCCUUGAUGAGCCCUGCAUUCGUUGUGCUGCGUAAGGUGUACGUAUGUAUGCGAACAUUGCGUUGUUAUAUUUUUAAUAUUUUUGCCACAAUAAUAUUUAAUAUUUUAUCAAUCUUUAGUUUAUUUCAAAUCAUUAAUGAACAGAGAUAAAUGUUCAUUUAUGGUAAACACAAAGUAUGACAUUGAACAUAGUAUAAGAUAGGGAUUAUAGGUAGACACGGCGCCUGUGAUGUAGCUAGAUUUGGAUGCAUGCUUUGACGUGUGCAGGGCCCUUAUUAAAACUAUGCGAGUCGAUAAACGAGUUGUAAACUUUUCUCGUUUUGUGAUAUUUAUCGUCGGUGGUAAAUGUACAAAAAACAUUCUUAUAACAAAUUUUAAGAAAAUACUUCUGGAAGUGUCAAAAAUGAAAUAUUUUAUGCUGAAUUUAAUUUAAUCGAAUAUACUUUGUUAUACUGCUUAGUGACUCCUCUCCAUUUGUACAAAGAAAUAGCAAAUCUUGAUGUAAUUAUUACAAUGUAAUUUAAGUAUAAUGGUAAUGAUAAUGGUGAACAUUUCCGCUAAGAGUUGGAGUCACUAUUGUUCUACCUUUAUUGAUUUGUAUAUCAAUAGUUGAAAUUAUGUUCCUUUAAAUAUGUUGUAAAAUAUUCAGUUCUUUUCUUGUAAUAAUUAGUAUAUCAAUUGACAAUCACAUUUGAUGUUAUCUGAUAUUUUGACAUCAUUGCAAUUAUCACAUGGCACGAUACAUAUGCCUUCGUGUCUUCCAAUUACUCUACAGGUGAAAAUUAUUGCAUAACUUUAAUAUUUUCAAUUUUCAAUAAAGUUAGGUUUAAUAUUUAUUUAUUACGUUUUUUAAGAAUUUAUCAUUUUCAUUCUGAUUAUUUCUUGAAAACUCAUUUUCCAAAAUACGUUUCUUUAAGUUAAUAAAUAAACAAUAAAUAAAUUAGAGUGAGUUAGAGUAAAAUUUAUCGAUACUUCGCUUCACCACCGACGAUAAUAAGCCAUAAACCUUUCAAAACGAAUUUGUAUAAAGUCAGUACUGAAUGUAAUAACAGAAGAAACAUAAAAUCGAAUAUAGCAAUGAUUGACUGCGAUAAGUGAUAUCGAACUAUGGAGAGCCAAUUUAAGAAAAAAACUUGUCUAUGGAUCAAUAAUAAUCAGUGAACCGAUGGAAGACAUAAAAAAAAAUGUUAUAUAAAAAGUAAUUUAGGUACAGUAGGGUGCGAAGCCCUCGAAGAUGCUUAGGAUAAUGUUAUCUUAUAAUAAAAACAAAUUGUCCUUUGAAUGAAAAAAAAGGAAUAAAUAUUUAAAAUACACAA
Messenger RNA from Bombus pyrosoma, 3400 nucleotides. RefSeq names its product nucleolysin TIAR (gene Rox8). Gene Ontology annotation, molecular function: RNA binding. The record is from RefSeq and is a predicted model, not a curated record. Lineage: Eukaryota; Metazoa; Arthropoda; Insecta; Hymenoptera; Apidae. The coding region runs from base 428 to 1606 and encodes 392 amino acids. The transcript is spliced from 3 exons.